CCUGGCAACCCUGAGUCGCCUUUACAGUAGCAUUAGUUUGGUACAGGAGAAGCAGAGCACGGCUGAAGUGGAUAUGUCAGUUGUAAUGAAGAGAUUUACCACAUGUGUGGCUUUUACAGAAAAAUACACGGUUUAAAUCGCGGUCAGAGCUCGCCUGGAGGUUUAUGGGACUUUUAACGUUGUAGUAUCGCUGGUUGGGAGAGAAAAUGUCAUUGGAAGAAUAUGAGAGGCACUAUGCAUCACUCUCAGAUUCUGGAUGUGAAUCUGUCAGUGGCCCCCAUACCUCUGGCUCAUUUGGAGGCGAAGAGGAGAAGUUGCACUACAUUCCCAUUCGUGUCUUGGGUAAAGGGGCUUUUGGUGAAGCCACCUUGUACAGACGGACUGAGGAUAAUUCGUUGGUGGUUUGGAAAGAGAUCGAUCUGAAUAAUCUCUCUGAUAAAAAGCGCAGAGAUGUCAUGAAUGAAAUCAGUAUCCUGUCCAUUCUCCAACAUCACAACAUCAUAGCAUAUUUUAACCACUUCAUGGACAAGAACACCCUACUGAUUGAGCUGGAGUACUGCAAUGGUGGAAAUCUUUAUGACAAAAUAAUCCAACAGAAAGGGAAGCUGUUCACAGAGGAGAUUGUCAUCUGGUAUUUGUACCAAAUUGCCUCGGCUGUGGCACAUAUUCAUAAAGCUGGUGUCCUGCACAGGGAUAUUAAAACAUUAAAUAUCUUCCUCACUAAGACAAACCUGAUAAAGCUAGGAGACUAUGGUUUGGCCAAGAAACUGGACUCUGAGUAUUCAAUGGCUGAGACGUGUGUAGGUACCCCAUAUUACAUGUCUCCUGAGCUUUGUCAAGGAGUAAAGUACAACUUUAAAUCCGACAUUUGGGCCAUGGGUUGUGUGUUAUAUGAGCUCCUGACUCUAACCAGGACCUUUGAUGCAACGAAUCCUCUCAACCUGUGUGUGAAGAUUGUCCAGGGCAAUUGGACUAUGGAAGUGAACUCAGAUGUUUAUUCAUCUGAGCUAAUCAAGAUAGUCUAUGCAUGUUUAGAUCAGGAUCCAGAGAAGAGACCUACUUCCGAUCAGAUUCUUGACCAGCCCAUUAUCUCUCGUGUUAGACAGGAGUUGGAGGAUCGUGUGGCUGUACUCAAUUCAGCCAUCAGAAAACCCAAGUUGAGCACAGUAUCAGAGACACCGGUUGCUAUCGUGACCACUCGCUCAAGGGAGGUGUAUUUCUGGGGAGGAGGGAAGUUCACCCCUCAAAAGCUGGAUAUGUUUAAGGGUGGUAACAGUGCUCAGCAAGUGUGUUCAGGGGAAACACAUUUUGCUGUGGUUACUGUGGAGAAGGAACUUUACACCUGGGCAAGUGUGCAAGGAGGAGCUAAGAUGGUGGGCCAGCUAGGUCAUGGGGACCAGGCCUCCUACCGACAACCUCGCAAAGUAGAACGUCUGCAGGGAAAAGCUAUCAGGCAGGUGGCUUGUGGAGCGGACUUCACUGCCUGUGUGACUGAUGAGGACCAAAUGUACAUGUUUGGGUCAGACUAUUAUGGCUGUAUUGGUGUGGAGAAUGAGAUGGGAAUGGAGGUUCUUGAGCCGGUUCUGCUGGAGUUUUUCGAGGAGCGGCCGGUGCGACAGGUGUCCUGCGGAGACAACCAUGUAGUAGUGCUGACUCACAGUGGAGAUAUCUAUUCUUGGGGCUGUGGAGAACAUGGCAGGCUUGGCUUGGACUGUGAGGAUGAUUUUGCCUCCCCUAUGCUUGUGGAAGUACCAAAGGGUGCCAGUAUCGACUCUGUGUAUUGUGGGAGCGAUGGUACAUUUUUCCUUACAGAGUCUGGAAAAGUCUUGGCCUGUGGAAACAAUGAUCUUAAUAAGCUGGGUCUCAAUCAAGGAAUCACUGGUAUUAAGAACCACUUUCGGGAGGGUUCUCAAGAGAUACCAUACACCACAACUCUGACUUUAGUAAAGCAGCUUGCCCGCUUCAAGAUUCAAAUUAUUGCUCCUGGAAAGACCCAUACAGCAGCCAUCGACGAACGGGGACGCCUGAUGACCUUUGGCUGUAAUAAAUAUGGCCAGCUGGGUGUGAAAGACUUUAAAAGACAUCAGGGGGUUCAAAUACUUUUGGGGCCUUUUGGAGGGAAAGUUGUUUCCAAAGUGUCUUGCGGAGAUGGGUUUACAAUUGCUGCAACAGAGGAUAAUCAAAUCUUUGCCUGGGGCAAUGCAGGCAAUGGACGUUUAGGUAUGCCUGCAGAUCGAGGCUUUGGCUCUGAGGUGUGCCCUGCUCUUCCACGCCCCAUUUUUGGUUCUCUACACCAUGUGCCUGACUUGUCUUGCAGGGGUUGGCACACCAUCCUUAUUAUGGAAAAGGUGCUCAACUCUAAAACUAUCCGAUCAAACAGUAGUGGACUCUCCAUUGGAAGUGGCAUAGGUCCAGGCUCUAGUUCCUCUCUGGAUUUGGGUAUCGAGCCAAGCUCAGACUCAGAGCUGCGAGAUGGUAUUAUGGGUGGAACUGUGGAAGCAGAUAUGGAGGACCGAGGUCUGGAGACUCCUAUUUUUUCAAUGGACAGCAAAGCUAGUGAGAGUUCUUGCCCAUCUUGGCUUCGCAAGGAGCUGCUAGAUGCAGAGUUCAUACCCAUGCCUGCAGGAUCCACAGAUUCCAUGUCCAGCCCUAUGACCUCUGUUUUUGCAGAAAGUGCCACACUCCCAUAUGAGGAGCUCCAAGAGCUGAAAGCAGCUGCGGCGGCCACUGCCAGUGGUAAUGGCCUCAUGCAAACAGCAUGUGUAGACUAUGAGAGGGUCAAUGGAUUGGAAUCUGGAGCCUGGAAGAAAAAUAGCCUCCCGCAGCAAGACGUUCAACAGACCUGCUGCCAAGCCAGUAGUGAGCUUAUCCAAAUGCGUGAAAUGUUGAAAAAGCAAGAUGCCAUUAUCGAACUGUUACAGAAGCAAUACAAAGAUCAACUCGAAGAGAAUGAGAGGCUGUGGAGAGCCAUUCAUGAACUCAGAUUAGGACCUGACAUUUCUGGAAAGGUAAACAACAAUCACCACCAAUCAGGAAGUCCAUCUGAUGAAUAAAAAUGAGGGACAGUCUGUGUGCACAGCUUUUUAAAAUGGAUUACAGUGGUUAUUGUCCAGAAUAACCCAGUGCUGGUCAGGACACACCUUGAAGCCUCAGUGAAAAAUCUGUUUGGUGAGGCUGAGUGUUGCUUAGGUUGUUAAUCAGUUGGUCCCUUGUUUUCUUCUUACCACAGCAGGAUAAGUGGGUGAGGACUGUCUGACUUUCCAGUCACAUGAGUAUUUUUGCUGCCUUAAGGAAACAACCAAAGAUUUUGCUCUUUGUUUUACAGAGGAAACAUCAGGUCAAAUCAAAUGGCAAGGCCAUUACAUUCCGCCUAUUGGUAGUUCCACAUUAUUAGAAUGUGUUUUAAGAGUGUCAUGCAACAGGGUUGCCUUUAAAUCAGAACCUGGGUAAUACAGGUUCAGGACUAUACAUUACAGAAGCAGUCUUGACUUACUGUAACAUUUAACAUUUAUUUGGGUUGUGGUGGAAUGUAGAGCAGCAAAGCUACACUCCAUAUACUUCGCAACAAGCUUUAAGCUAUUUGCUGUGUUACAUACCUGAUGUACGUUUGCCCUCCUUUUUGGAGUUGUGUGCUUAAUAGACUUUAAAACAGCAAAAGCUGAAAAAAAUAUUGGUUGUGUACCUCUGCAUGCAUCACUAUAUGUGCAUUUUAAUGGUGUAGGUUGUUGUGAUGCUUUUCUUUUAUUGUGACCCACAGCUUAAAAAAAAAAAAAAAAAAAAAGAUGCAUGUUUGAAAAAGUUAUGUGCAAAUGUAUGUCAUACGGUUUCACGUGUGCCCCAGUUAUCUGUGAGGAUAAACGUGGAUGAAUGUACAAACUACUGAUUUUUUAGAUUGUACUGGGAUUGUAUUCCCUUUUUUUUUCUUUUUUUUGUAUUACAUUUUUUAAAUUGUCAUUUUAAAGCAAAUUGUUAUUAAUUUGCAAUGCAACAAUACUUUCUUUUGAGUCCAUUGAGUGCAGAAUGCAUAGCUUCGAUGUGUUUUUUUUUUUUUAAAUAGAAAUGACACUUUAAAAAGUACAGCAACUGAAACCAAAGAUAAUGUGUUUGUGUACAUUGUUUACCAAAUGUAAUGCCAUUUUUUUGUAUUAUUCUUUUUUUUUAAUGGAUGCACACAAAACAUUUAACAUUUUCAAGCUGUGUUUGUAUACUCAGUUUGAUAAUUAUAUACAUUCAGUGCUAAAUAAUCAGUAACCUGUAGAUUGUAAGAACUGCCACAAUACCAUGUUUAUUAGGAUUAAUGUUGCAUUAAAGUGCUCCUCAAAAGGUUGUAUUGACCAGAUGGUUAACUAGUAAAUACAGCUUUAGUCUGUGCGGGUGCUUGUCGAAAGCUCCGCCCACUUAAGCAUGGAGGUAUGUAGAAUAUCCCAAGAAAGACACUGCAUUGUCAACAGAGUGUAGUAAUGCAAAAGUUGAUAUAAACUGAGUUUAUGAACUUGUAGAGAAGGGCAGUAUGUAACAUCAAAUGGUACUAAAUGGUAUUUCACAGUUUCUGAAACAUUUCGAACGUAGCAUAAGUGCCUUGUUAAUUUGUAAUUUAAGCUA
Astyanax mexicanus (Mexican tetra) is the source of this 4602-nucleotide messenger RNA. It is a transcript of the gene nek9, whose product is annotated as serine/threonine-protein kinase Nek9. The coding region runs from base 207 to 3053 and encodes 948 amino acids. The transcript has 24 exons. Gene Ontology annotation, biological process: protein phosphorylation. Gene Ontology annotation, cellular component: centrosome. NCBI's taxonomy places the organism in Eukaryota, Metazoa, Chordata, Actinopteri, Characiformes, Acestrorhamphidae. Gene Ontology annotation, molecular function: protein kinase activity; ATP binding; protein kinase binding. The record is from RefSeq and is a predicted model, not a curated record.